GUGGAGUCGGUCGAGAACGGGUAAAAGGACGCGCGCACGUGGAAGUGGAUCUUUCCCGGAUAUUGGUUCUAAUCGUGAAAAUUGAGAGAUGGCUACCGAAGGCGGUGGUGAUCCGCAGUCCGUAACUCAAGCGACGGCUCCGGUUCUUGAGGCUGCCCUAUCCGUUGAGAAUGAAAGACCCACGCACAUUCCAGCCCUCCCCGGCGCAGCUGAUCACCUGGACGAGGAAACCAGACCGGACGAAGAUCCGUUUGACCCGAGCCACACGCCAGCCAUUUCGUUCCGCAAGCGUCCGCUGUCGAUGAACUCCAGCAGUAAACCUCCGCCUGUGAUGCAGCGAGCCAUCUCCCACCCGGCCUCCGUCGGAGGUCACUCGCACCGAUCGCACGGAUCUACGACGGCUAGCGAUCACCUAAUACCUCCCCCGUCGACUCAAGACGAAAAGCGCAAGAUGACCCGCCGGUACAUGGCCGUUGUAACGGCGAUCAGCUAUACGCUGUUCUUGAUCGUGUUUGCACUGAUCGUGUUCAUCACUGAUGCCGCUGAGAACAAUGCACGAUAUCCGCUUGCGGAAGUGUUUGGACUGUACAUGGUAUCGGUCGGGAUCGUGUACUUUGUGUUCCUGUACAUUGACAUCCGGUUGCACGUCCGGAGGACGCACGCAGCUAUCGAUGAGCUGGAUAGACGUCGGCAAGCUUACGAUGACAUGAUGGCACGAACGGCGGCACAGUUCAACAAUGGUCCGCUGGCGUUGAACCCGAACGCCGCUCAGAACCCGCACGAUUGGAACUUGCCACGGUUGGAGCCUGUCCCGCAUAACUACUGCUUCGUCAGUGGACGACACGGAGAGUUUAUCUACCUGAAGUUGGGUGCCACGUGGUUCUGCUUCGGGCUGUUGAUCCACUCCGUACUGCUGCUGUCGUACCAGGGAAUUCUUAUGAACAGUGCCGAUGCCAAGUGGGCAGCGUGUGCCUCGAACAGCACGAUCGCGCUCGAGGUUCUGUUUCUGUGCUACUGUCUGUUUCUGGUGUUCUUCUUCUGGAAGUACGCCAACGUCGUGAUCAACCACUACCGUGGUCUAGCUCGGUUUGGACUGAUGCACGCGAUCGGGACAGCCUUAGCCUUCUGGGUGUACACGAUCGUGCGGGAAACCCAUGUUGCAAUCCUUAUCAAAAUGGCGGAGGAUAAAGCCAAAAAUGCAGAUGGAAUCGAUGUGCAAGGGUUCGGCAUGCCGCUCUGUCCGGGACCGGAAGACCUGAACGCGAUCCUGAACACCUUCUCGCCGUACCUGUACCCGUUUGUGAUCGAGUUCAACAUCCUGAUCGUUGGUCUGCUGUACAUGAUCUACGCCAACAUCAACAGCUGUCCGAAGAAGCUGUCCGCAAAGGGGCACAGUGGUGGCGGACACGGGCACGGCAGUACAAAGAGCAUUACGGGGGAUGGGGAUAGUGUUUGCUCCGAACACCACGACAGUUCGAAUGAUCAUGAAGUGGAGGUCAAGGGCAAGAUGGUCGUGUACGGAGAUUGCCACGCCGCGAGUCGAGGACUGUUCGCCGGAAUGAUCCUGAUCGUGGCGACGAUCGUGGUGAUCAUACUGUUUCACAUCGCUUCGCGAGACGACGACUACCGCGACACCGGCAUUCUGCUGGACUCCAUCUUCGAGGUGACCGUGCUCGGCAUCAUGAUCCUCGCCACGAUUCUGGCGUACUUCCAGACGUCCAAGCUGGACAUCAACCAGCAUCCGAUCUCGCGGCUGGACGACGUGCUGCUGUUCAUCGCCAUUCCGGCGUUCUUCUCCGAGACGGUGUUUACGCUGGUGCCGGCCUUCGCGAACGUGUCCAUCCUGAACGGGUUCAUCGCGUUUGCGCAGAUCAUUCAGGUCCUCAUUCAGACGCCGUGGAUCAUUGACACGCUGAGGCGCUGCUCGAACGCGCCGGAGCUGAGGCGGAACAAGCCGGGCAAGGAGCUGGUGACGUUUUUGACGAUCGCGAACGUGUCGCUGUGGAUUUACUACACGUUCUCCGUCAAGACGGGGGACUUUGGCGAUGAGAGGUACACCUUCUACGGGUACGUGCUGUGGUCCAUCCUGAACCACCUGUCCCUGCCGCUGAUCAUGUUCUACCGGUUCCACGCGUCGGUCUGCCUGGUGGACAUCUGGCGGCACUCGUACGAACCGGGCGAGUUCGCCCACCACUGAGGGCUCUUUUUCUUGGAGUUCUUGGACGAACCAAGCGCGUUGAUA
Messenger RNA from Culex pipiens pallens (northern house mosquito), 2242 nucleotides. RefSeq names its product proton channel OtopLc-like. The transcript has 4 exons. Lineage: Eukaryota; Metazoa; Arthropoda; Insecta; Diptera; Culicidae. Gene Ontology annotation, molecular function: proton channel activity. The record is from RefSeq and is a predicted model, not a curated record. Gene Ontology annotation, biological process: proton transmembrane transport. Bases 89 to 2197 code for a protein of 702 amino acids. Gene Ontology annotation, cellular component: membrane.